GCAAGUUAGCUACUUUCCAUAAGAAACUGUUUAGCCGUCUUAGUUUUUUACGUCAUAUGGAGUUGUGUUGUUUAAUGUGUUAAUAAACGGACCCCUUGUCGAAGAUCACGAAAGCCACCUUGCCUUAACCAUAGAAGUUGGCACCACAUAAAACCAUUUUAUAAAGUUGGUAUAGCCAUAGUGAUCACAGCAGAAUGAGUUUUCUCAAACAAGAAAGUUCUAAAAGUCGAUCAAGUAUAUCAAGUAUAUCCACAUCAACAUCUGCACUUGGCACAGCAUCAGUUUCGGGUACCACAGCCUCUUCAACAGAUUUGGCUAGCUUCUUUGAAUGCCCUGUGUGCUUCGAAUAUGUCCUUCCUCCAAUACUGCAGUGCCCAAGUGGGCAUCUGGUAUGUUCCAACUGUCGACCAAAACUCUCUUGCUGUCCAACAUGCAGAGGGCCUUUAGGCAAUAUCAGAAAUUUGGCUAUGGAAAAAGUUGCUUCCACCGUCCUCUUCCCCUGUAAAUUUUCUACAUCAGGAUGCCAAGUCUCAAUGUUACAUACAGAUAAAGGAGAUCAUGAGGAGGUUUGUGAGUAUAGACCUUACUCUUGCCCGUGCCCUGGUGCAUCUUGCAAAUGGCAAGGAGCAUUAGAGCAAGUAAUGCCUCAUCUAUUGAAUCAACAUCGAUCUAUCACGACACUUCAAGGUGAAGAUAUUGUUUUUUUAGCAACAGAUAUUGCACUCCCCGGCGCUGUUGACUGGGUCAUGAUGCAAUCAUGUUUUGGUCACCACUUCAUGCUUGUACUUGAGAAACAAGAAAAAUACGAUGGGUUACAACAAUUUUUCGCCAUCGUCCAGCUUAUUGGUACAAGGAAGCAAGCCGAUAACUUUGCCUACAGACUGGAAUUGAGCGGACACAGACGGCGACUGACAUGGGAAGCCACACCACGGUCUAUCCAUGAAGGCGUGUCAUCUGCGAUUCUUAAUUCGGACUGCCUCGUUUUUGACACUUCCAUCGCACAGUUGUUUGCCGAAAAUGGCAAUUUGGGUAUAAACGUUACCAUUAAUAUGUGCUGAUUGUUUGAAUUUGAGAGGUACUCAACAUUUCCUCUCGCCAAAUAAGUUUGGUUGUGCUAAUUAGUAUCCAUUUUCGCCUAAAUGACACUGGUUCAUUUUUUACAAUCGUGUUUUCUCGUCCCUACAUGCGUUGUUUGUGUGCUUGCACCGAAAAUCACAGAAGUCCGUACGAAUGAUAAAAAAUUGUUGUAAACGACUGUUUUCCCCCAGUUUUUCCCCUUUUAUUUCUUCCUUGUUCGAGCAAAAUUUCUGUCGCGUUGCCUUGUACAGUUUGCGAUUGCCCUCAACGAUGAAUUAUACGGCUCCAUGUUCAAACAAAGCAAA
Messenger RNA from Daphnia carinata, 1382 nucleotides. It is a transcript of the gene sina, whose product is annotated as E3 ubiquitin-protein ligase Siah1-like. The record is from RefSeq and is a predicted model, not a curated record. Gene Ontology annotation, cellular component: cytoplasm. Gene Ontology annotation, molecular function: ubiquitin protein ligase activity; ubiquitin conjugating enzyme binding; zinc ion binding. NCBI's taxonomy places the organism in Eukaryota, Metazoa, Arthropoda, Branchiopoda, Diplostraca, Daphniidae. The coding region runs from base 195 to 1058 and encodes 287 amino acids. Gene Ontology annotation, biological process: proteasome-mediated ubiquitin-dependent protein catabolic process; multicellular organism development. The transcript has 6 exons.